Messenger RNA from Vespa mandarinia (Asian giant hornet), 2491 nucleotides. It is a transcript of the gene HisRS, whose product is annotated as histidine--tRNA ligase. The record is from RefSeq and is a predicted model, not a curated record. Gene Ontology annotation, biological process: histidyl-tRNA aminoacylation; mitochondrial translation. Lineage: Eukaryota; Metazoa; Arthropoda; Insecta; Hymenoptera; Vespidae. Gene Ontology annotation, molecular function: RNA binding; ATP binding; histidine-tRNA ligase activity. Gene Ontology annotation, cellular component: mitochondrion; cytoplasm; cytosol.
GAGCAGACGUUUAUAGUCCGUUUAUUUGUAGCUUUAAAAUGUUUACUUUUACAGAAAAAGAAGGGCACUAGACCCAUGUAUAACCGUACUUGUUGCAAUACAGAGCGUAAGAACGCGCGUGGUCCGAAAUAGAUUAUUAAUCGAAACAACACAACAAACGCGUCAAAGUCUUCAGACUUAAGCCAGUACUCGUUCGUAGGAAGGGUUACGAUUAAUCUUUAAUCACGAUCCAUCGAGUAUACGUAUACGCUAACUCGAUACACAAAAGAAUCGAUCGAAGUUUUCGAUCUAACGAUUUAUAUUGCAGUGACGUACGUUAAGAGCUCAUAUCCUUCGAACGGUCCGUCGCGUGCUGUGUAUGUGUGUACAUGUGUAAGAGAAAUAGAGAGAGAAAGAGAGAAAAAGAGAGAAAAAGAGAGAAAGGAUAGUAGAAGCAUAAAUCGAUUAGAACAGACGAGAUAAGAUCGACUGACCAAUAUGAUAAAUCGAAAAUAUAACGAGUGAAUAAAGAAAUGAAAAUUUAAGACGAAGAAAACGCUUUUAGAAAUAAUAUCGAGUCCAGCAUCACUGUUCGAAAAUUAUAAUAAGAAGGACCGCGUGGUUCGUGAUGGCCGAUAAAGGAAGAGAGGAUUUGUUGCAACAAGUGAAAGAACAAGGAGAUCUUGUACGAAAAUUAAAAGCUGCUAAAGGAAAUAAAACUCAGGGAUCCUCAAAUAUAUUGCCUGACUUAGAAACCUUAAACAAUGAAUUUGCGGAUAUCAGCUAUGUAUGCGGCUGGAUCCCUUCAUCUAAAGACAAUCAGCUUUUCAAUUUAUGUACAAGUAAUUAUAAUGACAAUUUUGCAAAGUGGCCACACUUAAAUCGAUGGUAUAUUAACAUGAAAAGUUUUACUGAAGCUGAACGUUUAAACUUUCCUGCCAUGGAAGCAUCACUUACUUCCUUGGCAAUAAAACUUGAGAAUAUUGGCGAUAUUUCCUGUUGUAAUAAUAUUCUUGAUAAAAAGAUAGCUGAUGAGGUUUCAAAACUGCUGGAAUUAAAAGCACAAUUAGGAGAGGAAAAUGCUGUUCAACAUAAACUUAUACUUAAAACACCAAAAGGUACAAGGGACUACAAUCCAGAACAUAUGUCAUUACGACUUGGAGUCUUGGAGAAAAUAAUUUCAGUAUUUAAACGUCAUGGUGCUGAAACUAUAGAUACACCUGUUUUUGAAUUAAAGGAUGUUUUAACAGGGAAAUAUGGUGAAGAUUCUAAAUUGAUCUAUGAUUUAAAAGAUCAGGGAGGUGAAAUACUUGCUCUUAGAUAUGAUUUAACAGUACCUUUUGCUAGAUACCUUGCUAUGGGAAAAAUAUCCAGUAUUAAAAGAUAUCAUAUUGCCAAAGUUUAUAGAAGAGAUAAUCCAGCUACAACAAAAGGACGUUACAGAGAAUUUUAUCAGUGUGAUUUUGAUAUUGCUGGUCAAUAUGAUCCUAUGAUACCUGAUGCUGAAUGUAUUCGUGUAGUCUCAGAUGCAUUGGAAUCUCUGGAUCUAGGAAAAUUUAUAAUUAAAUUAAAUCAUAGAUCAUUACUCGAUGCUAUAUUUGCUACAUGUGGUGUUCCACAAGAUAAAUUCAAAACUAUCUGUUCUUCGGUUGAUAAGUUAGACAAAACAUCUUGGGAAGAAGUAAAGAAAGAAAUGGUAGAAGAAAAAGGUCUAAAUGAAGAGACUGCUGAUAAAAUUUGGAGUUAUGUGUCUAAAUCUGGAGGUGUAGACCUAAUAACAGAAUUAAGAAAAGAUGAAAAUUUAAUGAUACAUAAAUCUGCUGUAUUUGGAUUGGAUUCUAUGGAAUUACUAUUAAAAUAUUGUAGCAUUUAUAAAAUUAUAGACAAGUUAGUUUUUGAUCUAAGCCUUGCACGAGGACUUGACUAUUACACAGGAGUAAUUUAUGAAGCAAUUUUAUCUGGUGAUGAUGUUGGUGUCGGUAGCGUAGCCGGAGGUGGUCGUUAUGAUAAUUUAGUCGGAAUGUUUGACAGCAAGAAAAAAACCGUACCAUGCGUAGGUGUAUCGUUAGGUGUCGAACGUAUUUUUAGUGUCUUAGAAGCUAAAAUGGCAAAUGAAGGUGUAAAGAUACGAACAACAGAAGUAGAAGUAUUUGUAGCUAGUGCUCAGAAAAAUUUACACGAAGAAAGAAUGCGCGUUUUGUCGGAUCUUUGGGAUGCUGGUAUUAAGGCUGAACAGGCGUACAAGAAAAAUAUCAAAUUAUUAGCACAAUUGCAGUAUUGUGAAGAAUAUGGUAUUCCUUUAGCGAUAAUACUUGGCGAGGGAGAGAUAGCGAGAGGUGAAGUCACCCUAAGAGAAGUUACUACACGAAAGGAAGUUCCAAUACCAAGAAAUCAACUUAUCGAUGAAAUUCGGAAACGGCUACAAAACUCAACAUAGCGAGCAAAUUAUGAUUAUUUAUUCUUUUUUUUGUUUAUAGUUAGAUCAACAAUAAACAUGUACAUUGCAUUUUAA